Molecule: messenger RNA, 598 nt
Organism: Malus domestica (apple)
Lineage: Eukaryota; Viridiplantae; Streptophyta; Magnoliopsida; Rosales; Rosaceae
Product: splicing factor U2af small subunit B-like
Biological process (GO): mRNA splicing, via spliceosome
Cellular component (GO): U2AF complex; spliceosomal complex
Molecular function (GO): pre-mRNA 3'-splice site binding; metal ion binding
Source: RefSeq, a predicted model, not a curated record
CCUCUCUAACAUGUACCAGCGCCCCGAUAUGCUCACCAACCCCGGCGUCGACCCCCAGGGCCAAGCCCUCGACCCCCGCAAGAUCCAGGACAACUUCGAGGAUUUUUAUGAGGAUCUGUUCGAGGAGCUGAGCAAGUACGGACAGAUCGAAAGCUUGGAUAUCUGUGACAAUUUGGCUGACCACAUGGUUGGUAAUGUGUACGUUCGGUUCAGAGAGGAAGAACAUGCUCAAGCUGCGCUUCAGAAUUUCACUGGCAGGUUCUAUGCAGGGCGUCCCAUCAUCGUCGACUUUUCACCCGUGACGGAUUUUCGUGAAGCUACCUGUAGGCAGUACGAAGAAAAUGUAUGCAAUCGAGGUGGCUACUGCAACUUCAUGCACUUGAAGAAAAUUAGCAGGGAGUUGAGGAGGCGGUUAUUUGGGAGAAACAAGCGAAGGCAUAGCCGCAGUCCUCAAAAGCAUCAUCGUGGUGGUUAUCAGGAGCGCCUACAUGGAAGUCGUGGUUCGAAAUGGGUCGGAUUCGAAUUUCGGUCCUGGAGGUUUCUAUCUCUCGAUCUUCACGGCUUCUGCUCCCUCCUCCCUCUCCCUUCGUCUCUGUAG